This is a messenger RNA of Rhododendron vialii, 1536 nucleotides long. Its product is annotated as plant cysteine oxidase 4-like. Gene Ontology annotation, molecular function: oxidoreductase activity, acting on single donors with incorporation of molecular oxygen, incorporation of two atoms of oxygen. The record is from RefSeq and is a predicted model, not a curated record. The transcript is spliced from 5 exons. The coding region runs from base 531 to 1244 and encodes 237 amino acids. NCBI's taxonomy places the organism in Eukaryota, Viridiplantae, Streptophyta, Magnoliopsida, Ericales, Ericaceae.
GCAUAGAAGGCCUGAAAAUCUCCCCUCGUUCCUCUCUCUUACAAAUUGAGUACACCUCUCUCUCUCUCUCUCCCCUCGUGCAAGUAACAGGGAAGCGGUAUCCCAAAACCACUCUCUACAGCCGCGGUUUUCAGCCCAGGAUUUUCAUUUGUUGUCCAAAAAUUUCACCAACCCAGACGCACGAUCUCUUCAAUUUCCUCUCCCAAUUGCUGAAAAUUUGAUUAUGUUUGUUGUGCAACAGGAGCUCUUGAAAAGGGUUCGAAGAAAAGGGUUCAGCUAGUAUGAUGCUCGUUCUGCAUCGUCUAUACGGUUCAUCUUAUAAGAUCCAACUGCUGCCCAGCUCUAACUUUGUCCUAUUGUGCAAGAAACUUGUGACCUUUUCGAAGGGUCUUCUGUAAAAGUUGUAGAAGACCCUUCUGAUUGGUUUUUCGAGGGUUAGCUUAGAAAAUAGCCGAUCAACCCUUGUUUCUUUUUGCUGAACUGAUUUGUGGGUUGUGGUCAGUUCCUUUGGCUGUUACCGUUUGUACAUCAUGCCGGCCAUACAGAAGCUUUAUAAUGCUUGUAAAGCUUCACUUUCUCCCAAUGGACCCGUUUCAGAUGAUGCUAUUGAAAAAGUUCGCGCUCUGCUCGAAAAAAUCAAGCCUGCAGAUGUCGGUCUCGAACAGGAGGAAAAAUUGGUACGAGGGUGGAAAGGUUCUGUGCCUGGGCAAAAUGGGAGUCUCCAGUCACUUCCAUCCAUUAAAUACCUGCAUUUACACGAGUGUGAAAGCUUCUCUAUGGGAAUCUUCUGCAUGCCACCUUCCUCUGUUAUACCUCUUCAUAAUCAUCCUGGAAUGACUGUGUUGAGCAAGCUUCUCUAUGGCACAAUGCAUGUGAAAUCAUUUGACUGGGUUGAUGUUCCUGGGCCUUCUGAUCAAUCCCAAGCUAGACCUGCCAAGCUUGUUAAAAAUGGUGAGACGAGGGCCCCAUGUCCAACUACAGUCCUCUAUCCAGCUAGUGGAGGGAACAUUCAUUCAUUCAAAGCAAUAACUCCAUGCGCCAUCUUUGACAUACUGUCACCACCUUAUGCUGCUGAGGAUGGACGACACUGUACUUACUUCCGGAGGUCUCCCAGAGAUCUGCCAGGUACUCUUGAAUUGGAAGGGGGAACGCUUGUGGAAGUGACUUGGUUAGAAGAGUUCCAACUGCCAGAUGAUUUCGUGAUUCGGAGAGGACAAUAUAAGGGCCGAGUCUUUAAACCUUGAAGUUCUUUUCUAUUUUGUUGGUGUUUCUUGCUUAUUUACGUGAGCUGGUGCUUCAUUUGGGUAGUUUUGAGAUGAAUUCUGGAGUUGAGUUGCCAAUAACCAUGGCAUUUAUAUUGUUUUAGUUGGCUAUAUGAGUUAGGCAUUUGACGUGUACAGAAUUAUAUAUAGUAGUUCGAUGCAGUGACCUCAGGAUUGACAAUUUGAACACCAAGGAGAUUUGGAGGGAUUCUAGCUAAUGUCACUUAUCAUCGGCGUUUGUUUGAUUCAUUAUAAUAAGAAGAAAUCCUUCUCA